Molecule: messenger RNA, 3122 nt
Organism: Ciona intestinalis (vase tunicate)
Lineage: Eukaryota; Metazoa; Chordata; Ascidiacea; Phlebobranchia; Cionidae
Product: cap-specific mRNA (nucleoside-2'-O-)-methyltransferase 1
Biological process (GO): 7-methylguanosine mRNA capping; methylation
Cellular component (GO): cytoplasm; nucleus
Molecular function (GO): protein binding; methyltransferase cap1 activity; nucleic acid binding
Source: RefSeq, a predicted model, not a curated record
AAUAAGGUUGUUAGGAAUAAUGGGAGAUCGUUUUAGAAAUAAUCCUUCAACUUCAACAAGCUCUUCUUCCUCUUCAGGAGAAGACAGUCCCUCAACAGAAGACUCCCCAGGAUGCAGUGGGCUAGGCAAAGCAGUGAAACGAAAAAUGGACGAAGUCGUUCAACCACUAGAUAUGUACAGCUCGGUGGCGAAUAAGAUGAUGAGAAAGAUGGGAUAUCAGCCGGGUACGGGGUUGGGGAGGGAAAAGCAGGGAAGGGUGGAUAUUGUGCCCGCAUCGGAGCAGCGAGGGAGGAGGGGGUUGGGGUUGAAGAUUAAAGCUUUGAACAAGGAUGUUGUGAUCGAUUGGGAGGAUGAGAAACCUCCAAGUGCGGAAGAAGUUGUGGAUUGGUUUCCUCCAUAUGAUGGUGGGAUGCCUGAGAAAGGAGAGAUGGAAGCAUGGGCAGAUGUUGGGAAGAAGAAGUUGGUUAUUGAUGACGAGACUUUGUUCUGCGAUAAUGGGGUGUUAAAGACGGUGUUGGAGUGUAAGUCGAUAUUCGAUGAUUUAGAAGGACAGGAGAUGCGGAAAGCAAGGAUGAGGUCGAACCCGUAUGAAACUAUACGUGGAGGGAUAUUCCUUAAUAGAGCUGCGAUGAAAAUGGCUAACAUGGAUUCGAUAUUGGAUUUCAUGUUCACACAGCCAAAGUGUUUGGGGAAUAAUGAAAUUUUAUAUUUUGCUGAUGUCUGUGCUGGACCUGGUGGGUUUUCGGAGUAUAUUUUAUGGAAGAAAAAGUGGAGAGCUAAGGGAUUUGGAUUUACAUUGAAGGGACCGAAUGACUUCAAACUUGGCGAUUUCUUUGCAGCGAAUUCCGAGUUUUUUGAGCCCCAUUAUGGUGUGAAUGGAAUAGAUGGGAAUGGAGAUAUAAUGAACACAAGUAAUUUGGAGGAAUUCCAAGACUUUGUUUUGACCAACACAAACGAAAAAGGCGUUCAUUUUGUAAUGGCUGACGGAGGCUUUUCAGUAGAGGGUCAGGAAAACAUUCAAGAGAUUCUGACAAAACAACUUUUGAUGUGCCAGAUUGUGUGUGCGUUGUCCAUACUACGUGUGGGUGGGAACUUUGUGUUGAAAACAUUUGAUCUUUUCACCCCUUUUUCAAAUGGGUUAAUUUACUUGCUUAGAAUUGCGUUUGAAAACGUGGCCAUCUAUAAACCAGUGACAAGUCGGCCAGCAAACUCAGAAAGGUACGCAGUCUGCCAAGGUUAUCGGGAUGAAGACCGACAAUUGUUCAACUACUUGAUUGAAAUUAACGAUCAAAUGAAUGAAUUCAAAAAGUCUAGCGUCAAUCAAGAUGUAAAAGCUGUUGUGCCAUUGGAGAUACUGACUGGUGAUCAGGAGUUCUUUAAUUACAUGAAGACAUCAAAUGAAAGCAUUGCAAAAGAACAAUGUAAAGGCCUUGCAAAGAUUCACGCCUUUACCAAGGACCGUUCAUUAAGAGAAACCAAACAAGCGCAAGUUAGAUUGGAAUGUUUAAAGAAAUGGCAAGUCCCAGAUAGAGUUAGAUCUGCACCACAGAAAACUGAUGUCUCUUCGUUGUUUUAUAAACUUACCGGCCUAAAAGAGCCGCAUGCUAAUAGUGAGAGCAAAAUGUUAACAAGUGAUAACUUGUUGAGUUCCAUCAGAGGUGUGUUUAACUACAAGUGCUAUGUGUCCUCUGUGAACAGCAGUAUACUUGUAAGUAUGGGAGGCUCUUAUAUCUUCCUUUGGAACAAGAACAACAGGAGAUGGUUGAACCUGACUCAGCUUAAAUGUUUAAUUCCUCGUGAUACAAUUCUUGAAGUUGAAAUUGCUCAAGAGUUGAAAGGAGAAUCAAAAGGCCAACAUAGAGUGACAACAAUUCAUAUUGUGGACGCUCUCUUCUUGGCUGGUGAUGAUAUGAGAGCUUUAAACUACGCAGAGAGAAUGCAGAGUGCUGCAAUAUUUGCUGAAGCAAUUCGUAAACCGAGUUGUAAACAUCUGAACCUUGUGAGAACUAAAGAAAUCUUCAGGUUAGAAGAUGCUGGGAAGAUAUUUACCCAACUUAAGCUCAAAACAGUCAAGGGUGGUGGUUCAAUACCUCGCCCAUGUUAUGAGAUCACUAACAGUGAUUUAUGUUUUGUGCCUCGUGGAAUUGUGUUUGUUCGUACAUCUCAGGACCCAUGGUCCAUGGAAUACAGUCGCUCACAAAACCGUAAAUAUUUCUUCAACAUGCGAACAAACGAGUCUGUGUUCGAAUGCCCCCCGGACUUCAACGCACCUUAUGACAUUUGCUCCACUUCACGCCUAAUAUGGGAAUGGAGGGACGGGGUCAAAGUUCACCCUGAUCAACAGCAUCAUCGUGUGAACAAUAUUUCAACCGACCAACUUUUAAACUUCGUUCGUUCAAAACUUCCGCAUUAAGUUUCAUUUCUUCAAAUGUUAAUUUUAUGAUUUUUUGCCAAGUUCCUAUUCAUAGUUUUAUUAUGCAAAUGGUAUGUCAAAUCACUUAUGUAUGCGUAGUAGUGUGGAUUUGGUUGUGUCGAUCAUAGUUUCUGUUUUCUAAAUUAGAAAUGUGUGUACUUAUAAUGACUUGCGAAGCAUGCGUUGUUAACAUUACUUUUGUAACUCUGUUCAUUGUUUCAAACAUUUGAAUAACUACACACUUGGAUUCUUUAGAUUCUUUGGUACUGUUUGUGGUGCAACUAAUUUCAAAAACUUAUCAUAAUUAUACAGUUUUAUACAAUACAUGCUGUAACUGUUCCUAAAUUAUUGCUAAUUAAUGUUUCACUGAACACUUGGCCCUGGGUCGACAAAAGUUUGUGUUUCAUUCACCCUGUAAUGAUAAGUUGUAAACCUAAUGCCGUAAUAAUAUUAGAUCCAUGGCCAUUGAAACUAUAAUUAGAUGUCCCAAGGCAUCAUAUAUCAUUUAUGCAGUUUAGAAAUUAUAAUUUUGGCUGUUUCUAUACUUUUCCGAUCUUGAUUUUGAGUUGUUUAUUUUUGUUAAUUAUUUUCAUCUGUGUUUAGAACCCAAUAUUGGUCUAAUUUACAGUUUAUCAUACCAAUAUUAAUGGUGUAAACACACUAUACAUGUCUUUCAUGCUAAAUAUGUGAUUGCUAUUUUCUUUUAAAG